Molecule: messenger RNA, 4220 nt
Organism: Erigeron canadensis
Lineage: Eukaryota; Viridiplantae; Streptophyta; Magnoliopsida; Asterales; Asteraceae
Product: phospholipid-transporting ATPase 3-like
Exons: 26
Coding region: 285-4022 (1245 amino acids)
Biological process (GO): phospholipid translocation
Cellular component (GO): plasma membrane
Molecular function (GO): magnesium ion binding; ATP hydrolysis activity; ATPase-coupled intramembrane lipid carrier activity
Source: RefSeq, a predicted model, not a curated record
AGAAAUUUUGGGGUGGGGUUUCAAAUCCAUCAAUAACUUCUUCCAUCCUUUCUUUCUUUUGACAAAUUCAAAGUGCCCUUGUAUUAUUAUUAUUAUUUUUUAUUAAUUAUCAUUAUUAUUAUUAUAUGUGAGUGUCGUUGUUAUUACUCAUUUAGUUUUGAGAUUGAUCUGUAUAUAUACACAUACACACACGCUUAUAUAUAUCUUGCAAUUGAAAGAAAGAAAGAGAGUUAAGUGAAAAAAAAAGAAAAGAAGAAGCAGCAGCAGAAAGAUAGUUAAAGUGAAUGACGACGGGGGGAGGGAGAGAGUCGUCGUCUUCGCCGCUGGUUGUUGAUAGGAGCAUCUCGUCAAACACCAUACGACUUGGUCGUGUUCAACCACAAGCGCCUGGUCAUCGCACCGUUUUCUGCAACGAUCGUGAAGCCAAUCACCUCGCCAAAUUCAAGGGAAAUGGUGUAUCAACAACAAAGUACAAUGUUGCUACCUUUUUACCAAAGGGGCUCUAUGAGCAGUUUAGGAGGGUGGCUAACCUAUACUUUCUUACGAUCUCUUGUUUAUCAUUUACACCUGUCAGUCCUGUUAGUCCAAUUACAAAUGUGAUCCCGCUAAGUCUUGUGCUUUUUGUCUCUCUUGUCAAGGAAGCUUUUGAGGACUGGAAGCGUCUCCAAAAUGAUAUGACAAUAAACAAUUCUUCUAUUGAGGUGCUGCAAGAACAAAGGUGGGAAACCAUUCCUUGGAAGAAGCUGCAGGUUGGGGAUGUUGUUAGAGUGCGGCAGGACGGGUUUUUUCCAGCUGAUUUGCUACUCCUUGCAAGUACAAACCCUGAUGGUGUUUGCUAUACCGAGACUGCAAAUCUGGAUGGUGAAACAAACCUUAAAAUUAGGAAAGCUUUGGAGAAGACAUGGGAUUACGUCGCUCCUGAGAAAGCCUCAGAGUUUAAAGGUGAAAUACAAUGUGAACAACCGAACAAUUCCCUCUAUACAUUUACCGGAAAUUUGAUACUCCAAAAGCAAACUUUACCCCUUGGUCCAAAUCAAAUUUUGUUGCGAGGCUGCAGUUUACGUAACACAGAGUACAUUGUUGGGACUGUAAUAUUUACUGGACAUGAGACUAAGGUAAUGAUGAAUGCCAUGAAUGUUCCUUCAAAACGAAGUACGCUAGAGCGGAAACUUGACAAAGUAAUAGCCACGCUUUUUGGUGUUCUUCUCUCCUUGUGUUUGAUUGGGGCCAUUGGCAGUGCUGUAUUCGUAAAUAACAAAUAUCACUACUUGGAGCUCUGGAUUAAUGGGGACUCUCAACAGUUCAAUCCUAGCAACAGAUUUGUGGUUUUUGUUCUUAGUAUCUUUACCCUCAUCACUCUGUAUUCACCGAUCAUUCCAAUAUCUCUUUAUGUUUCUAUUGAGAUGAUCAAAUUCAUCCAGUCAACUAAGUUUAUAAACAAUGACUUACGCAUGUAUCAUAGUGAGACCAAUACCCCUGCAUUAGCACGCACAUCAAAUCUGAACGAGGAACUUGGCCAGGUGGAGUAUAUUUUCUCUGAUAAAACUGGAACUCUGACCAGAAAUUUGAUGGAGUUCUUUAAAUGUUCAAUUGGUGGAGAAAUGUAUGGAACUGGUGUGACUGAAAUAGAAAUGGGAGCUGCAAGGAGGAAUGGUGUUAAUGUUAGGGAGUUGCAGAAACCGUCUCGUACAGCACGUGAAAAGGGUUUUAAUUUUGAUGAUCCCAGGCUUAUGCUUGGUGCUUGGAGGAAUGAACCUAAUCCGGAUAUGUGCAAGGAAUUUUUCAGAUGCCUUGCUAUAUGCCAUACCGUACUCCCCGAAGGUGAAGAGUCCCCAGAAAAACUUCGAUAUCAAGCUGCAUCUCCAGAUGAGGCUGCAUUAGUUACAGCAGCAAAGAACUUUGGCUUCUUCUUCUACAGGCGUACACCUACUACGAUCUAUGUGCGUGAAUCACAUGUUGAAAAAAUGGGGAAAGUUCAAGAUGUGAAAUAUGAAAUUUUGAAUGUUCUUGAGUUUAAUAGUACAAGGAAACGUCAGUCUGUUGUAUGUCGUUACCCAGAUGGAAGGCUUGUACUAUAUUGCAAGGGAGCUGAUACUGUAAUUUAUGAGAGAUUGGCCAGCGGAAAUGAUGAUUUAAAGAAAACUAGCAGGGAGCAGUUGGAGCAAUAUGGAGAAGCUGGAUUGAGAACUCUUUGUUUGGCCUACAGGGAUCUAAGUCCAGACAUGUAUGAAAGUUGGAACGAGAAAUAUAUUCAGUCAAAAUCUUCUUUACGUGACCGUGAAAGAAAAAUGGACGAGGUGGCAGAACUCAUAGAGAAGGAAUUGACUUUGAUCGGAUGCACCGCUAUAGAAGACAAGCUUCAAGAAGGGGUACCGUCCUGCAUAGAAACACUUGCUAGAGCUGGAAUCAAGAUUUGGGUGCUUACAGGGGACAAAUUGGAAACUGCAAUAAAUAUCGCUUAUGCUUGCAAGUUAAUUAACAAUGACAUGAAACAGUUUGUUAUCAGUUCAGAAACUGAUGCGAUCAGAGAGGUUGAAAGCAGAGGUGACCAAGUGGAAAUUGCCCAGUUUUUAAGAGAAACGGUGAAAAAUGAGCUUCACAAGUGCCAUCAAGAAGCACAAAGUAUCAUUCAUGGCUCAACUGGACAGAAGUUGUCCCUUCUGAUAGAUGGGAAGUGUUUGAUGUAUGCUUUAGACCCAAGUUUGCGGUCUACAUUGCUUAGUUUGAGCUUAAGUUGCAAUUCAGUGGUCUGCUGCCGUGUUUCUCCUUUACAGAAAGCACAGGUUACAAGACUGGUGAGAAAAGGUGCGAAUAAGAUAACUCUAAGUAUUGGUGAUGGUGCUAAUGAUGUCGGCAUGAUUCAAGCAGCUCAUGUUGGAGUUGGAAUAAGUGGUCUGGAAGGGAUGCAGGCGGUGAUGGCCAGCGAUUUUGCUAUUGCUCAGUUCCGAUUUCUAACAGAUCUACUCCUUGUGCAUGGACGAUGGUCAUAUAUGAGACUAUGCAAGGUUCAUCUUUAUUUUUCAAUCCUGAAAUUUUACUCUGUUUUUUCUCCGUUCACUUCAUGCACUUGUUUUUUUUUGCUGCAGGUUGUUUCAUACUUCUUUUACAAGAACCUUACGUUCACUUUGACUCAAUUUUGGUACACUUUCCAAACUGGCUACUCUGGUCAACGGUUUUAUGAUGAUUGGUUCCAAUCUCUGUAUAAUGUUAUUUUCACUGCCCUGCCUGUUAUCAUUGUUGGACUGCUUGACAAGGACGUGAGUGCAUCACUUUCAAAGAAGUAUCCACAGUUAUAUAAAGAGGGAAUAGACGAUGCCUUCUUUAAUUGGAAAGUUGUGGGUACUUUAGCUUGCUUUUCAGUUUAUCAAUCGGUUAUUGUAUAUAACUUUGCGAUCGCUUCCAGUACGACUGGUUUAAACUCAGAUGGAAAGGUAUUAGGGCUGUGGGAUAUUAGCACGGCGGCAUUCACAUGUCUUGUGAUAACUGUCAAUUUGCGUCUUCUUAUGAUGUGCAACACAGUUACAAGGUGGCACAGUAUAAGUAUUGGAGGCAGCAUUCUAGCAUGGUUCUUGUUCAUCUUCAUUUACUCUCUUGUUUUUGUAGAUAAGGGGACUUAUUUCACCAUAUACUUACUAAUGAGCACCCCGUACUUCUAUGUGAUAGCCGUUCUUGUUCCCAUUGUUGCACUUCUGUGUGACUUUUUAUACCAGGGGGCUCAGAGAUGGUUCUACCCAUAUGAUUACCAAAUUGUUCAGGAAAUCCACAGACACGAGCCAGAGCCCAUUGGUGCAGGAUUACUGGAGGUUGGGAACCAGCUGACCCCUGAAGAGGAAAGGAGGUAUGCCUUUGCACUACUCCCAAGGGAACGGUCAAGACAUACGGGUUUCGCUUUUGACUCGCCUGGGUAUGAGUCGUUUUUCGCUACACAGCAGGGAGUUACUGCACCUCAGAAGCCUUGGGAUGUCAUUCGACGAGCCAGCAUGAAACCGAAAACUAGGUCACCUCGAGCCAGUAAGUCAUAGGAUUUUGUACACGAAAAGAAGACUACAUUAGAGGAUUAUUGUGUACUUUUUUGGACAGUUUUGGAGGUUUCCUUUUGUAAAUGUUUUUACAAAAUGAUGUAUAAUUAUACAGUAUGUCGGUAGAACCCCCUUUAGUAUAUGAUAGUACCGAUUCAUUGAUUCAUCUAUUGUACUUUUAUAAAAAGUAAGUUGGCUGUA